CAAAGCUGCGCGGUUGUUUGGUUUCCCCACUGUUUGCUAAAUAAAUUAUAAUCGGAAAAGUUGCCAAUUUUAAGUGAAAUGAACGUGAAAAUGACGUCACCUGGCGUGCAGGUGUUUUGGCUGAUCUUCCUGCUCGUUGUAAUUCAGGGGAUCUUGCAAUCGGAAGCUGCUUCCGUCGAUGAACAGUGCCGGCACGCCGACAGCUGUGAGAGAUGCCUCUCCGCCCACCUGGAAUGCGCCUGGUGCACAGAUAAGGUGUAUGAAUCGAACCUCUAUCGCUGUCUUACUCGCUCGCAGCUCCUGGCGAACAACUGCAGCGAAAGCGAAAUAUACAAUAACCAGCCGGCCUUAGAUAUCCUGCAGGAAAAACCCCUAAAGGACUACGAGACCAACGACGAUCAAGCGGUACAGGUGACACCGCAGCGAGCAUACCUCAAGCUGGUCAAAGGAAACACGCAACGCAUCAAGUUGAGCUACCGUACGGCACGCAAUAAUCCCCUCGAUUUGUACGUCUUGAUGGACCUUACCUGGACAAUGGGGGACGACAAGCAGACACUCGAGAAAUUGGGAGCUGAACUUAUCCAGACCUUGAGAAAUUUAACUGAAAACUAUCGUCUAGGAUUCGGUUCCUUUGCGGAUAAGCCAACGCUACCCAUGGUUAAUCCUGAAAACAUGGACAAUCCCUGUGCUGUUCUUGGGCAUGUUUGUGAACCCACCUAUGGCUAUCGUCAUCAAUUGUCCCUAACCGAGGAUAUACGUUUGUUUACGGCGGCGGUGGCCAAUAGCAAGAUCACUGGGAACUUGGACAACCUCGAGGGUGGCUUAGAUGCCCUCAUGCAGGUGAUAGUGUGUCCCAAGGAUAUUGGUUGGAAGGAGCAGGCCCGUAAGGUGGUUAUCCUUGUCACCGAUGGCUUUAUGCACUUGGCCGGGGAUGGUUUACUCGCUGGCAUUGCUCAGCGUAAUGAUAAGAAGUGUCAUCUUAACCAGGCUGGUGAGUAUACGGGUUCCUUGGAGUAUGAUUAUCCCUCGCUGGAGGAGAUCUAUAGGGAGUUGCUGCGUCGCAAGACCAAUGUGAUCUUUGCGGUUACCAAGGAUGUGGUGAGCAGUUACAGGGAACUGAGUGCCUUGAUGAAGGAAAUCAGUUAUGUGGAUAUUUUGAGUGAAGAUUCUUCUAAUAUCUUGGAAUUAAUUAAGAAGAGUUAUGAGAGUCUCAUUAAACGCACUCAGUUUGCCGAUAAUAGUCCGGAUUAUAUUCAACUGGAGUAUUAUACCGACUGUGCAGGACAGUUUCCCAGUUUACGUAAAAGGAACUAUUGCAAUAAUGUUUCUCUGGGCAAGGAAAUUGAGUUCUUUGUGGAUGUUACCCUGAAAGAUUAUCCUCUUGAUAAGAAUUAUACCCACAACAUCCGUGUUGGCGAAACUUCCCUCAGCGAAUACAUGGACUUGGAGGUGGAGCUGCAGCGCCCAUGUCCUUGCCAGGAGAAACCAGAUCCGGAGAAUGAAUAUGGACGCUUUCAGUGCUCCGAACAGGGCUACAUGUACUGCGGCAUGUGCACCUGCGAUGAGGGCUGGACGGGCACCCUGUGCACCUGUCCCACAGACAACACCAAUGUGACCAGCAACGAUGCUCUUCUCCUGAAAUGCCGUCAACCCUUACUUGACCACACCCACUCCUCGUUGGUUUGCUCAAAUCACGGCGACUGCGAUUGCGGCACUUGUUUCUGUGAUCCAGGCUAUACAGGUCCUUAUUGUGAGUGCAAGGAGUGUGUGGACUGCGAUAGUGACCUGGCCGAUUGCUCCUGUGGGCAAUGUGUGUGCAAAUAUGGUUGGUCGGGCACGAGAUGCAAUUGUGCCGAGAAUAUGGAUGCAUGUCGAGGACCCACUGGAGAGAUCUGUUCACAGCGCGGAGCCUGCGACUGCGGCGAGUGUAGCUGUGAGGAUGAGUUCCUGGGCAAGUUCUGCGAGAUUGAUCCGGAAAAGGAUAACAAGUUGUGUCAGUUCUAUGAGCCUUGCGUGACCUGCUUAAUUGAACAGAAGCAGGGCAUGGGCGCCUGUGAUAAUUUGAGUGAAAUCUGUAAAAGUUUGGACCGUCAAGAGCUCUUCACGUAUCGCUUUGUCCAUGAGCUAGAGCCGGAGCAGGCACGUUGCCUGGUGAGGAUCGUCAAUAAGCAUGGCAUUCAGUGUGACAGUUUCUUCAGCUAUCAGGUCAUCAAUCCCUCCAACGAGCUAUCCAUCCAGGCUGUGGAUUGUGAGCCCUUGGACUAUAUGGCCCUGUUUGGUUUUAUAUCAGGUUUUACGGUGCUGGCUGGACUGCUGCUCAUGUGCCUAAUAUGGUGGUGCAUUCGGGCCAAGGAUGCGAGGGAGUAUGCCAGAUUCCAGGAGGAUCAGAAGAACUGGGUGAGGCAAGAGAACCCCAUUUACAGGGACCCUGUGGGUAGAUAUGAGGUGCCAAAGGCUUUGAGUGUAAAGUAUGAUGAGAAUCCUUUUGCUAGUUAAGGGGGGUUUCACUUUUUGGUAUAUAUAGAUUAGUCCAACAAAAAUAUGGCAAACUUUAACAUAUCAAAAUUUUUAAUUUGAAAAUAUCUAUAUUUCGAACAAAAUUAUUAAAAAAAUUUUACUUAAUUUAUUUGCGAUAUUUUCCGAUUAUAUUGGUCUGACUUAUCGAACAGAAUAGCGAUUUAUCGUAUAUAUGUUACAUAUAUCCCAAAGUUCAAAUAUUGAUUUAUUUAUCGUCUUUCGAUGCAGUAUCGAUAUUUUGAUAUUAUUUAAAUAUUUAUAAUUAUUGUGUGUAGGAAAAUGGAAUAUUUUAAGUAUUUUAUUCAAGUAUUUCAGAGAGUUUAUCUUUCGAUAUAAUUUGUAAUCCCAAACCAAAGUUCCCUUGAACAAAAAACACUUUGUACACUUUCAUUUUUUCAUAUAUAAUAUAUUUUGAACAUAAUUUGAUUUUGUUUAUACAUAAAAAUGAUUGUGAAUCGUUCAAUAAUUCGUAAAUAUAAACUAAGCUAAACUAGUCUAAGAAUUAUUUUAUAGCUAUAAAGAAAAGAUAACAUUUUUUAUAACAAGAUUCUGUUGUUUAAAUGGGACAAGAAUUCGGGGAAAAAUAAUAGUGAAUAUUUAAAAUUAAGUGAUGACUAUUACUGGCAAAACGGAAAUGCAAGACAUUAUCCUAACAUAUAGAGAGGCAUUACAAAAAUACAAUUCGAUUAAUUAAGGCUAAACACGCUUUUCCCGUUUCAUUCUACUUUUAACUAAAUGUAAUAUCACUAGAUUUGUAGCUUAGAUUUUAGUAAAUGGGUUUCUCCUUCAGCAGCGACGAAAAAAAAUGCCAAAAACACGAAAUUCAAUUACACAUCGACGCAUUUUCGCGAAAGUAUCGUAUGUCGAAAAAUCCAAUUUUACAGGAGAAGC
Messenger RNA from Drosophila kikkawai, 3408 nucleotides. It is a transcript of the gene Itgbn, whose product is annotated as Integrin betanu subunit. Gene Ontology annotation, molecular function: integrin binding. Gene Ontology annotation, cellular component: integrin complex; focal adhesion; cell surface. The record is from RefSeq and is a predicted model, not a curated record. NCBI's taxonomy places the organism in Eukaryota, Metazoa, Arthropoda, Insecta, Diptera, Drosophilidae. Gene Ontology annotation, biological process: integrin-mediated signaling pathway; cell migration; cell adhesion mediated by integrin.